UGUGCGUAAUGUUUGGAUAAUAAUCAUACUCACUCUAAACAUUCGCCAAUUGCCUGAAACGGCGCGAGGUGUCGGGGGACUGAAGUGGGGUCCCAGCGGCGUCAUGCAGAGACGAUCAUUGUCUCUCUCACACUUUCUAACUAGCUAUUUCACAACAGCGAGGCGAGGAAACGAGCCAGGCCAGAGAUAUCAGCAGUCCAUGUGGCGCAGCAGCGGUGUCCCGAGGGCUCUUCCUCUCAACAUCAACAAGAACCAAAUAAACUGAGUGCAGGAAUACAAGCGCAAAGAUGAGAACAACUGUUGGAGUUAAAUUCUAUUAAUAUUUUAUGAGACAUGUUCGUUAUAUCGGGUGACUGUUUAGUCAAAGUAAUGAGGCAGACGAAUUGCCUCCAAAUGUAGGAGAAUCAGUUAAUUGACCAGGUUCUCUCUCAACUACCAGCGAAUUAUUGUGUGAAAAAAAAUACUUUAAUCACACUCGUUAUCUGUUACACCAUCGAAGGAAACCAUGCAUGGAAGGCGGCAUUUCCCACCAAGUUAAACAGUGUUAUACGCACUACAUUUGGAUUAGCGUGCUGUACAACACAUAGCUACCGGUAUUUCGGGUGGAAUUUCGGAGUGGCUUCAUUUGCGCUUUCCUCGCGUUCCGCAGCUAAACUUGGAGAGCUCCAUGCAGUCGCGAAGGGAGAGAGAAGUGCGACCCCGUGCUGGAUGGAUGGUUAUGGGGAAAGGAGCAGGAGGACCUUCGGCGCUUGAAGUCGGCAAGAUCCUUGUUGUGUUUCUUUGCCUGUUUCCUUCUGUGAGUCUGCAGUGUAAGAUCCUCAAGUGUAACUCAGAGUUUUGGGCCUCCACCUCAAGCUCCGGCCCGGAGGAGGAGUUCUGUACUGCGCUGCGGGCGUACAACAACUGUGUACGCCGCACCGCACGCACCUGCAGGGGCGACUUAGCCUACCACUCAGCCCAACAUGGCAUAGAGGAUCUCAUGAGCCAGAACAACUGCUCCAAGGAGGGGCCUACAACUCAGCCUCGAGCCCGGACCCCCCCUCCACCACCACAGCUACAGCCUGACAGCCAGGAGCGCUCCGAUGGGCCAGAGCAGUGUCAUUACGAACGCAGCCUUCAUCGCCAAUCCUCGCCACCCAACUACACCCACUGUGGCUUCUUUGGAGACCCGCACCUCCGUACUUUCAGCGAUGACUUCCAGACCUGCAAGGUUGAGGGAGCCUGGCCCCUUGUCCAUAACAAAUACCUGUCUGUUCAGGUGACCAACACACCUGUCGUGCCUGGCUCCUCUGCUACGGCCACCAGCAAGUUGACAAUCAUCUUCAAGAACUUCCAGGAGUGUGUGGACCAGAAGAUGUAUCAUGCAGAGACAGAUGAGCUGCCUGCAGCGUUCGCCGAUGGCUCCAAGAACGGUGGAGACCGUCACGGGGCCAACACGCUACGCAUCGUGGAGAAGGUGCCUGGGCAGCAGGUGGAGAUCCACGCUCGCUACAUCGGUACAACCAUUGUGGUCCGGCAGGUGGGGCGAUACCUGACCUUUGCUGUGCGGAUGCCAGAGGAAGUAGUGAACUCUGUAGAAGACCGAGACAACCAGGACCUGUACCUCUGCCUGCACGGCUGCCCCGCCAACCAACGCAUCGACUUCAGGACAUUCAGGGCCCGUGCAGUGGAGGGCCACGGCCUGAGCAGGACUGGCAGCCCUCCCCAUGGGUUUACCUACAAGGCUGCCAUGGCUAAGUGUAAAGAGCGCCUCCCAGUGGAGGACCUGUACUUCCAGUCCUGUGUGUUCGACCUGCUUUCCUCUGGGGACGUCAACUUCACCAUGGCUGCCUACUAUGCCUUUGAGGAUGUGAAAAUGCUCCACUCCAACAAGGACAAAUACCACAUUUAUGAAAAGGAUGCAUUUGGGAGUAAUGCGGCGCCAAGGGGAUCAGAUGUGUUCUCGCUAGUCCUCCUCAACUUUCUGGCUGUGUUGUUCAUCUAUAGUCCCCUGCCAACAUCAUCCUCAUUAUGCUAGCUGUCAGUGGGUAUGAAACAGUGCUCUCACCGUGUCAUACUUCACCACCACUGCUCUGUCCUCAGUGGCUGGUGGCCAGUGGAGUCCGCAAGCCCUUCCAUCCCUCUGAGGGGACAGAGCAGCCCAUGUGCAAUCAAACUCAUCCCAGCCAUGGUUUCAUCAUUGUUUUGUUGUUGUCAUCAUGUGUUGACUUCCAUCUGGUGGUGAGGUGAGCUCUAUGUGCUCCCACCUAUCAUUACAUUCAUUCUGCUGGUUUAAGGACUGGUCCUUUGAUGAAGGAGAGCGGUGGUGAGUGAGGAGAGCCCAGGAGCCCCAGUACUUUGGAUAUCAAGCUGGGAUUAAAUCCCACAUUCCCACUGGGACUGCAUGUGCCUAUGGGAAGCGAGAUGAGAUUAUCUCUUGCAGAAAGAACCUCACUGGUUCCAAGCCAGUGGAGCUCCCUGUGGCUCAUGGGUAUGGGCUAGACAACAUGACAGGGGCUUUUGUUAACCUCUGGCCAGAAGUAGCUCCCUGUUUGAUCUUCCAGCUUUGGAAAAGCUGUAGCUUUUUGGAGGAAGCUCUCAGCCAAAAGGAUGUCAGAGCAGCGAGUCUAGUUGUCUGCUGUGGAGAUUAAUAGGUCAUAACGCCAGGUCUUUUGUAACAUUGUGUGUUUGUUUGUCUGUGUGUGUGUGCGCGCACCUCUGUGGUUAAUUGUGUACUCCAGAAACGGUUGUGUGUGAGAGUGAGUGUUACUCAAAAGUGCAAGAAAUCUUUCCUUGGGAGAAAUAUUUCUUAAUGUUGUUAUAUUGCACCCCAGGUUCCAAUAUAGAACCGUCAUGGUGGUCUAGAGUCAGUUGAAACUGCCUCUGCCUGCCAAGUGGUUACUUCUAAGUGAACUGGCAGACAGUAAAAAAAUAUUUUCCCAACUUUUUACCUGUCAAUCAGUGUCAAAUAGACUUAGUUCAAAUAUUGCCGUUUUAAAGUGUUAAGUAUGAUAAAUGUAUUUUUUUUGUAUCAGGUCUAAUUAGGAAUGGAGAUGUUCAUAAGGAAAAUGCCCUGAACAAAAUCUACCAACGGCACACAAUGCAGAAACGCAGAUCACGUUUACACAGUAUCUCUCUUCAUUCAACCAACCAACUUUCAUGUACAAUGUAUCAUGGCCAAGAAAUUGUUUUCUACAGAUCAUUUGUUUCUUGUCUAGGCAGUCAACAGUUCCCUGCAGAUGUAGGUAUAUUGGCAAUGUGAUGGGUUUGAGAAAGGUAUAGUCACACUAGGUUAAAAUAAAAUGUUUUCCCACCCGUGGUGUGCUUCCACCAAAUGGACUUGUUGCGGAUACAAAUCAGUGUGAUGAAGUAGUGCACACAAAAUGUACUUUAAGUUCAAUUUGUUUCCAUUGUAUUUUCAAUUCUACCGAUAGUUUUGUCACAUUGUAGAAAAUGUACCUACUCUGGUCUUGACACAUGCGCUCUAGCCAACAGCUGGCAGAUACAGUGUGGGUAGGCUUGUCUACAUUGACAUUAUUAUGGAUAAGAGCAAGAAUAUUUGUCAAAUGGCAGUCAAGCAUCAAACAUCAUGUCACCAGAUCCUCAACAUUUAUUGGAAAGGAGCAUCAAGCUCAUCACCGUGCACUUUCAUCACCCUGUGAAGUUCAUUUAUUUCAUCUGUCAUCUAAUAAGCGGCAUUGUUUCCCUAGUCGGAGGACACACCAUAUCACGUGACUCCAAGUUCUUCGAUAUGAUGGUUAUUCUAUUAAUAUUUGCACAUAAAGGGGUUUCCACUGCCAUUUCUCGCAUAAUUAAUUUUACCAACACAAAAAGAUCCCACCAUGUUGAAUGAACAAAUUAUUUAUCGGCAUUUAUAAAGUUGUACCAAAACUU
This is a messenger RNA of Oncorhynchus tshawytscha (Chinook salmon), 3873 nucleotides long. Its product is annotated as repulsive guidance molecule BMP co-receptor a. The record is from RefSeq and is a predicted model, not a curated record. Gene Ontology annotation, molecular function: coreceptor activity. Gene Ontology annotation, cellular component: plasma membrane. The coding region runs from base 668 to 2017 and encodes 449 amino acids. The transcript has 4 exons. Gene Ontology annotation, biological process: BMP signaling pathway. Lineage: Eukaryota; Metazoa; Chordata; Actinopteri; Salmoniformes; Salmonidae.